Messenger RNA from Bradysia coprophila, 802 nucleotides. It is a transcript of the gene eIF3k, whose product is annotated as eukaryotic translation initiation factor 3 subunit k. Gene Ontology annotation, biological process: regulation of translational initiation. Gene Ontology annotation, molecular function: ribosome binding; translation initiation factor activity. NCBI's taxonomy places the organism in Eukaryota, Metazoa, Arthropoda, Insecta, Diptera, Sciaridae. Gene Ontology annotation, cellular component: eukaryotic translation initiation factor 3 complex; cytoplasm. The record is from RefSeq and is a predicted model, not a curated record.
UUAUCGACUUCUUUUCGUGUGUCACUUUCAUGCACACACAAUACUUUUUGUAAAUCGACCAAUUCGUUUAUCUUCAAAUAAAAGCGACAAUAUCCACCUCUAUUACCAUGGAUGACGGAAAAGAAUUAAUUAUCGCCGACAUUUUGAAGAGCAUUGAAAGGUACAAUCCAGACCAUUUAAACAUUCUGGAGGCAUACGUCACCGCUCAAGCUAAGAACAACACCUACGACUUGGAAGCGAAUCUAGCUGUGCUGAAAUUGUACCAAUUCAAUCCGAACAAAUUGAACUACAGCAUAACGCAUUUGAUAUUGUUGAAAGCGCUGACCAACUUUCCACACACCGAUUUCACUCUGUGCAAGUGCUUAUUGCUGCCAGCUCAAAUGCAGGACGAUACCGUCAAAGCCAUCAUUUAUCUGGCCGACAUUUUAGAGACGUGUGACUUUGCAUUGUUCUGGCUGAAAGUUGGAAUGACCGACUUCGUGACCAACAUCACCGGAUUUUACGAUUCCAUCCGAAAGUUCAUUUGCCAUGUCGUCGGCAUUACGUUCCAAACCAUUGAGAAGGACUAUUUGGUGAGGCUGUUGGGUGAUAUUGACGGAUAUGCGCUAGCUUCAUGGAUCAAAAAGUACGGAUGGAAGGACGAAGGAAACUUGGUGUUCAUUUCUUCGCAAGACAAUAAUAUUAAAACGAAGAACAUUACCGAGAAAAUUGAGUUCGAGUCUCUGGCAACAUUGAUGGCCGGUUGUCUAUAAAAGAAAAGUUCGUGUGGCACGGAAAUAAAUUGAUUUGAUUACAACACGAA